AAUCUCAAAGGGAUCACAAUCUUAUAUUACUUUUUUCUCGAUGAUAAACUUGGAGAAAGAAGAAGCCAAAGAGAAGCAGAUCUUGAUUCGUGAGGGAAAAAGAAAAAUUAAUCAUCACGUUAAUACAACGUUACUCGUGAAGAUUUUUGAAGCUUUCACAAUCGAUGACAGAGAUCUUUUGAAACCUUACUAUGGCAGUAACUACUAUUUUAUCAAGGCAUGGUUAGACGAAACCAAACAAUACGGAACAUAUGUGGUAAAAGGUUUCAAAGACUACUCUUUUGUGGUUAAUCAAGAAAUGAAGAUUCCUUUAGAUUUUCCUGCACAGUAUCUUUACAUAGAAUUGCUUAAAGGGUUCACGUAUAGAGAUCCUGGAACAUCCAACGGAACCGUUGUGAUGGGUCGUGCAAAGAUUCGAUUGCCUCCUCUUACCAGCUAUAAGGUGGUCUCCGGUGACAUCGAUCUCGUCGGUUUGAAUAGUGAUCAAUGUGUCGUGAAAAAGGGAUCCCUAAAAUAUGCUAUGAAAAUUCAUAGUUAUGCACUCAUCUCUUACCUUCUUAAAAAAACUCUAAUGAUCUGUUACGUUUUGUUUCUUUCCUCUGUUCUCGUUUCUGCUACGGCGGCGUACCAUCCUACUGAAGUCUUUCUCUUCAACUGCGGCGAUACUUCCGACAACAUCGACAACAAUGGCCGGAAUUGGACAGCAGAAGAUCAGAAAAUUCUGUCGUCAAAUUUAGUCAACGCUUCAUAUACUUCAGAAGCAUCAUACCAAAAAUCAGAUGUUUCUCAGAUUCCGUACAUGAAAGCUCGAAUUUUCAAAUCUGAGUUCACUUACAGUUUUCCAGUCACUCCUGGCUGGAAAUUCCUCCGUUUAUACUUUUACCCGACUCAAUAUAAAUCCGGUUUUGACGCCGUUAACUCCUUCUUCUCCGUCAAAGUCAACGGUUUCACUCUCUUGCGAAACUUCAACGCUGAUAUAACGGAGUCAAGUUCUCUAAUCAAAGAGUUUAUCAUUCCGGUUUACCAAACUCUAAACCUCACCUUCACGCCAUCUGAGAAUUCGUUAGCUUUCGUUAACGGAGUCGAGAUUGUCUCCAUGCCUGACCGGUUUUACUCAAAGGGAGGAUUUGACGACGUUGUAAGAAACGUCAGUAGCGAUGUUGACUUUGAGAUAGAUAACUCAACGGCUUUCGAGACCGUUCACCGAGUAAACGUUGGUGGACAAAUGGUCACUAAUGUCGACGAUUCAGGAAUGUUCCGGCGGUGGCUUCCGGAUGAUUCUUUCGGAAAUUCGGGAUCUAUUGUGAAUGUUCCAGGUGUAAAGAUCAACUACAUGGAGAAAACUCCGGAGUAUGUUGCCCCAUAUGAUGUGUACGCAACUAGUCGAUCAAUGGGGAACUCCAACAACUUGAUUUUUAACCUGACGGGUAUGUUCCUCACAGUUGAUGCCGGAUAUAACUACCUCGUGAGGCUACAUUUCUGUGAGACACUUCCACAAGUGACUAAACCAAGCCAACGCGUCUUCUCCAUCUUCGUUAAAGAUAAGAUGGCUAAGAAAGAGAUGGACGUGAUACGGUUGAGUGGUGGUCCUCGGAUUCCAAUGUAUUUAGAUUUUAGUGUGUAUGUUGGUUUCGAAAGUGGGAUGAGACAACCUGAGCUACGACUUGACUUGCAUCCUUUCAAGGACACUAAUCUAACGUAUUACGACGCUAUUCUGAAUGGUGUAGAGAUUCUCAAGCUGAAUGAUUCUGAUGGUAAUCUUGCAAGACCAAAUCAAAAACUUAUAGUAUCUACGGACGACUCAACACCAAACGGUUCUAAUGUAUCACCACCAAUAAAUGGUAAGCCACAUGUUUUGGUGAUAAUCCUCAUAGCCGUUGGUUCUGCAAUUGGGCUAGCGACUUUCAUUGUUAUCAUCAUGUUGUUGAUCCGUCGGAAGAAGAAUACAAAGGAAAAUAGUGUCAUCAUGUUCAAGUUACUACUGAAACAGUACACUUAUGCAGAAUUGAAGAAAAUUACAAAGUCGUUUUCCCACACCGUUGGGAAAGGAGGGUUUGGAACUGUAUAUAGAGGAAAUCUUUCUAAUGGGCGUAAGGUCUUGAAGGAUUUGAAGGGAAACGGUGACGAUUUCAUCAACGAAGUCACCAGCAUGAGCCAGACAUCUCAUGUAAACAUUGUUUCUCUUCUUGGUUUCUGCUAUGAAGGGUCCAAAAGAGCGAUUAUAUCUGAGUUUUUGGAGCAUGGGUCUUUGGAUCAGUUUAUCUCUAGAAAAAAAUCAUUGACUCUGGACGUGGCAACAAUAUAUGGAAUCGCGCUAGGCAUCGCUCGGGGAUUGGAGUACUUGCACUAUGGCUGCAAAACAAGAAUUGUGCAUUUCGACAUUAAACCUCAGAAUAUUCUGUUAGACGGCAAUCUUUGUCCUAAAGUCUCAGACUUUGGCCUUGCUAAGCUUUGUGAGAAAAGAGAAAGUGUUAUGUCAUUGAUGGACACAAGAGGAACUAUAGGUUACAUUGCACCUGAGCAAGGAACAAAGAAAUACUAGAAACUAUUGAUCCCGCUGCUAGUUCGACUUACUUUCCAGAUUGGAUCUAUAAAGAUCUUGAAGAUGG
Molecule: messenger RNA, 2609 nt
Organism: Arabidopsis arenosa
Lineage: Eukaryota; Viridiplantae; Streptophyta; Magnoliopsida; Brassicales; Brassicaceae
Source: the annotation of a GenBank genome assembly